AUGACCAACUACGGCACAAUCCCCACCUCCUCCGCCGCCGCAAGCGGCGGCAGCUCCUCCUCGCCGUUCUCCAACCUUGCCUACAUCUCCCGCGCCGCCAAGGACCGGAUCCGAGACGGCCUCGGCAUCCUCCGCCCCUGGAAAUCCAUGCUCGACUUCCGCAGCCUCGGCCUCCCCGGAACCCUAGCCGAUGCAAUCGCCCGAUUGAAGACGAAUUCGACCUACUUCUGGAUGAACUACGCCGUAAUUGUCCUGGGGAUCUUGUUCCUCAGCCUCCUCUGGCACCAGAUCUCGCUCAUCGUCUUCAUCGCCGCCAUGGCCGGCUGGCUGUUCCUCUACUUCCUCCGCGACGAGCCGUUGGUGGUGUUCGGGCGGCUGAUCGGCGACCAGGCCGUGCUGAUCGGGCUCUCGGUGCUCACGGUGGCUCUGCUUCUCCUCACCGAUGUUCUGUGGAACACCGUGGGGUCGCUUGACUGGCGCGACGAUGGCGGGCUGGCGGCUGUGCGACGGCCGACGAGGGACGAUUUCCGAUUUCGCCAGUAA
Molecule: messenger RNA, 543 nt
Organism: Linum tenue
Lineage: Eukaryota; Viridiplantae; Streptophyta; Magnoliopsida; Malpighiales; Linaceae
Source: the annotation of a GenBank genome assembly